UCUCUCUCUCUCUCUCUCUCUCUCUCUCUGUUAUAUAGUAUCGUUCUUUUGCAAAUGUCGGCGAAUGAUUGUAUCGCCUCACCUUUCUUUAACCAGUCUACCGAACUUUUGAGUUCUUCUCCAAGAAAUCGUUUCCCAAACCAUGUAGAUAGUUGCUAUGAACACAUGCAUGAAUUGGAAAAAAAGUUUUGUAAAGACUUUUCUUGUUGCGGUUUAAAUCUAGAGAAUCUACAUGAUCUGUUGGAGCAUUUCGAGGAAUAUCAUUCCAUGAACACGGAAGGCAUGACCGAUCGUACGGCAGCCAGUGACGAAGAAAUGGACAGUAGCAGUAACAACAGCAGUACCCUACGCCACACGCUCCAUCGGAAAGAGCAGCUUCCACAUCCUCAGGCUGCCUGCUCUGUGGUUGCUGCUGCUUCGGAUAGGAUGGCGGACGAGGCUUCCAUCUUAUCCGCCACGGCUUCCCCCACGAUUUAUCAACAAACCAUCAUGGCGAUGAUGACGAUGGAUGACAACCACCGCGAAGACGACGUGACAGCAUUAGAACGUAGCUUUCCCUUUCUGCUACAGUCCACAGCAACAGCAACGCACAUGCCGUCCAGAAAACAGCACUUGACAAGGACCGAUCUCGCCCUCUUGGAGAAUGCCAACACCUAUGCCGCUUCCAAGACAAAGGUCGAAACGUUGGACUCGAUCAAAGAUGGACAUCCACAUCAUCAUCAUCGUUUGCCUACGCCUACCCGUGUGGGCAGCGCUGGGACUCACCGUCACAGGUCGGCUUCCACCAUGGCUCCUCCUCCUCCAUGGGAGGUGGAUCCUAAAGAACACAUCGAAAACAGUGUUGCAAAAUUGACAACGCAGCCAACUUCCUGCCCCUCUUUCAAUAAAAGCAUCAACAAAAACAAAAAAGGCUCCCCUUUUGCUAUGAAUACAGUGAGCAGCGGCAGCAAUAGUAGUCGUAGUAGUCGUAGUGAUAGUAGUAAUAGUAGUAGUAGUAGUAGUAGUAGUAGUAGUAGUGAUAUCUCGAUCGAGGGUAAAUACAGAUACAAUCUUUUAUCCAUAACACAAGUAGAUGUUGAUCGCUAUUUUUUUUUGCUUCCCUUAGUAGACACAGAAGACAGACCCUACCGUUGCCAUGUAGCCGACUGUGAUAAAGCUUACAAGAAUGCCAACGGCUUGAAAUAUCAUCGAUUACACGGUCAUUGUCCACCUUCCAACGACAACGACGUGUGGGAUGCCAGUCGACCUUACGUUUGCUCUUUUAACGAGGGUCAUUGUCGAAAGCGGUAUAAAAACUUGAACGGUCUUAAAUAUCACAUGGAACAUACACACAAGAUAAAGAUCUCAAACCUGACAUCAGACAUGUUUCUAAAGCAAAACGAAGCAAAGAUAAAGAAUAAUCAUACGCGUAACAGUAACAACAGUAGUAGUCAGCAACAACAACAACAACAACA
Molecule: messenger RNA, 1454 nt
Organism: Mycotypha africana
Lineage: Eukaryota; Fungi; Mucoromycota; Mucoromycetes; Mucorales; Mycotyphaceae
Exons: 2
Cellular component (GO): nucleus
Source: RefSeq, a predicted model, not a curated record